AUGGGUUCCAUGGAAGCCAUCCUGUCUGCGCAGAUCGCCAGCCAAUUCUUCAGCACCAACAAGUUCAUGGCGAGCCCCGUACCGCAAAUGCAGAAGCAAUCUGAUGCCAGCAGAAGACAGGCGGAGAAGAAGGAGAUGAACAAUGAUUCUGCUGUCAAGUUCUUGGCGCCGGUGGCCGCGAGAUCCGGCGGCGACAGGGCGCGGCCCUCCCCCGCGCCGUCCGCGUUCGCCGUGCGCCCGCUCCGCCGCGGGCCCGCGCGCCGCCUCGGCUCCGUGAUGGCCGUCUCCUCCGACGUGCUCAAGGCCGCGCCCGCCGCCGCCGCGUAUCCGGCUGUCACACGCGAAGAGGCAUUGGAGCUGUACGAGGACAUGAUCCUUGGCCGUAACUUCGAGGACAUGUGCGCACAAAUGUACUACCGUGGCAAGAUGUUUGGUUUCGUCCAUCUUUACAACGGGCAGGAGGCCGUCUCCACCGGCUUCAUCAAGCAGCUGAACCAACCCGACUGUGUCGUCAGCACGUACCGUGACCACGUCCACGCGCUGUCCAAGGGUGUCCCGGCCCGUGCAGUCAUGGCCGAGCUCUUUGGCAAGGCCACUGGCUGCUGCCGCGGACAGGGUGGUUCCAUGCACAUGUUCUCUGAACCCCACAACCUCCUUGGAGGUUUUGCCUUCAUUGGAGAGGGCAUCCCUGUCGCCACUGGCGCCGCCUUUGCCGCUAAGUACCGCCAUGAGGUGCUCAAGCAGUCUAGCCCUGACGGGCUUGAUGUCACGCUUGCAUUCUUUGGGGACGGUACCUGUAACAACGGCCAGUUCUUUGAGUGCCUGAACAUGGCUCAGCUGUGGAAGCUUCCGAUUAUUUUUGUUGUGGAGAACAACCUAUGGGCAAUCGGGAUGUCGCACCUGAGGUCUACUUCAGAUCCCGAGAUCUGGAAGAAGGGCCCGGCAUUCGGAAUGCCUGGGGUACACGUCGAUGGGAUGGACGUCCUGAAGGUCAGGGAGGUGGCUAAGGAGGCAAUUGACAGGGCAAGGAGAGAUGAGAAAUCUCACUACGCUGCAAGGGACCCCAUCACAUCCUUGAAGAAGUACAUCAUCGAGCAGAACCUCGCGUCUGAAGCGGAGCUGAAGAGCAUCGAGAAGAAGAUUGACGACGUCGUCGAAGAGGCUGUGGAGUUUGCCGACGCGAGCCCGCUGCCCCCACGGAGCCAGCUGCUGGAGAACGUGUUUGCCGAUCCCAAGGGCUUCGGCAUCGGCCCCGACGGCAAGUACAGGUGCGAGGACCCCAAGUUCACUCAAGGCACGGCGCAAGUCUAA
This is a messenger RNA of Triticum turgidum subsp. durum (durum wheat), 1311 nucleotides long. Lineage: Eukaryota; Viridiplantae; Streptophyta; Magnoliopsida; Poales; Poaceae. The record is from the annotation of a GenBank genome assembly.